AUGGAAGCCCUUUACGAGCUUUUGAUUACUUCCGAGACGACGCACAUUGACUUUGAGUCUGGCAGUGAGUGGGGAGAUGAUGAUUGGUUCUUGGAGAUAUUGGCCGAUAUUGUUUCGAAAAAGCGAUCAAAUUUGAAGCAGCUAUCGUUGGAUGGUGAGUUUAGGGACAGAUUAACGAUAUGUCCUUCUAUAUCGCUUAGGUUGAGAAGAAACUCAUUUAUUUUGCCAUUGUUACCAGAAUUCCUUCCCACUCUGAAAGUGUUGCAUUUAAAAGUAAAUUUAAAAUUGUCUCAGUUGUCCAAAAUUGAUUCAAUUUCAUUGAGACAGUUAUACUUGAACGGCACCGUUUAUAUUUGCGAUGCCGAUGUUGAUUUCAAAAGAUUUGUCAACUUGGAAUUUCUUUACAUUAAACAUUUUGACGUAUGCGAGGCGUUUAAGGAAAUGUUAUGA
Molecule: messenger RNA, 450 nt
Organism: Lodderomyces parapsilosis
Lineage: Eukaryota; Fungi; Ascomycota; Pichiomycetes; Serinales; Debaryomycetaceae
Exons: 1
Coding region: 1-450 (149 amino acids)
Source: RefSeq, a predicted model, not a curated record